Apodemus sylvaticus (European woodmouse) is the source of this 4211-nucleotide messenger RNA. RefSeq names its product VANGL planar cell polarity protein 1 (gene Vangl1). The transcript is spliced from 8 exons. The record is from RefSeq and is a predicted model, not a curated record. Gene Ontology annotation, biological process: multicellular organism development. The coding region runs from base 219 to 1799 and encodes 526 amino acids. NCBI's taxonomy places the organism in Eukaryota, Metazoa, Chordata, Mammalia, Rodentia, Muridae. Gene Ontology annotation, cellular component: plasma membrane.
CGGCCGCGGCCGGGCUGUGCCUCCACUGCAGCCCAGCGCAGGCCGCGGAGCCGGGGCGCUGCAGCCGAGAGCGCGGGCGUGGAACGCGGCGGGCCGGCGCCGGGAGUCCUUCUGAAGAGUAGUGUCUCUGUGUCCUACAAGGUCUUCAGAGCCAGUAGGUGAGACAGCACGUGGGAGAACGGCCCCUGCUCCUUCACCAGAGGAAGCCUGCCAUUGCUAUGGAUACCGAAUCUACGUAUUCUGGAUAUUCCUACUACUCAAGCCAUUCAAAAAAAUCUCACAGACAAGGGGAAAGAACAAGAGAAAGACACAAAUCACCGCGGAAUAAAGAUGGCAGAGGGUCGGAAAAGUCUGUCACCAUCCAGGCUCCCACUGGAGAGCCCCUGCUGGCAAAUGACUCUGCCCGCCCAGGCACCGAGGAAGUUCAGGAUGACAACUGGGGAGAGACCACCACGGCCAUCACAGGCACCUCAGAGCACAGUAUAUCCCAAGAGGACAUUGCCAGGAUUAGCAAGGACAUGGAGGACAGUGUGGGGCUGGAUUGCAAGCGCUAUCUGGGCCUCACCAUCGCCUCGUUCCUCGGACUGCUCGUCUUCCUCACCCCCAUUGCCUUCAUCCUGCUACCCCAGAUCCUGUGGAGGGAGGAGCUGAAACCCUGUGGCGCCAUCUGUGAGGGACUUCUCAUUUCCGUCUCGUUCAAACUGCUUAUCCUGCUCAUCGGAACCUGGGCACUUUUCUUCCGCAAGCAAAGAGCGGAUGUGCCGCGGGUGCUUGUGUUCCGAGCUCUGUUAUUGGUCCUUAUCUUUCUUUUUGUGGUUUCUUAUUGGCUUUUUUAUGGGGUCCGCAUCUUGGACUCUCGGGACCAAAAUUACAAGGACAUCGUGCAAUACGCGGUCUCUCUUGUGGACGCGCUGCUUUUCAUCCACUACCUUGCGAUCGUCCUGCUGGAGCUGAGGCAGCUGCAACCCAUGUUCACACUGCAGGUGGUCCGCUCUACCGACGGAGAGUCCCGCUUCUACAGCUUGGGACACUUGAGCAUCCAGCGAGCAGCCUUGGUGGUUCUGGAAAAUUACUACAAGGACUUCACCAUCUAUAACCCGAACCUCCUAACAGCGUCCAAAUUCCGAGCAGCCAAGCACAUGGCUGGCCUGAAAGUCUACAAUGUGGAUGGGCCCAGUAACAAUGCUACUGGUCAGUCCCGAGCCAUGAUUGCCGCGGCAGCUCGGCGCAGGGACUCCAGCCACAACGAAUUGUAUUACGAAGAGGCCGAGCAUGAACGGAGGGUGAAGAAGCGGAGAGCAAGACUGGUGGUGGCUGUGGAAGAAGCCUUCAUCCACAUCCAGCGUCUCCAGGCUGAGGAGCAGCAGAAAUCUCCGGGGGAGGUGAUGGACCCCAGAGAGGCAGCGCAGGCUAUCUUCCCCUCCAUGGCCAGGGCGCUGCAGAAGUACCUGCGCACCACACGGCAGCAGCACUACCACAGCAUGGAGAGCAUCCUGCAGCACCUGGCCUUCUGCAUCACCAACAGCAUGACCCCCAAGGCUUUCCUUGAACGAUACCUCAGUGCGGGCCCCACCUUGCAGUAUGACAAGGAUCGAUGGCUCUCGACACAGUGGAAACUUAUUAGUGAUGAGGCUGUGACGAACGGGUUACGGGAUGGAAUUGUGUUCGUCCUUAAAUGCUUGGACUUCAGCCUCGUGGUCAAUGUGAAGAAAAUCCCGUUCAUUGUACUCUCAGAAGAGUUCAUAGACCCCAAAUCCCACAAGUUUGUUCUUCGCUUACAGUCCGAGACAUCGGUCUAAACUUUCUAUACUUGUGACUUUAUGAAAAACAAAAGAAGAAUAUAUAAAUAGAUAAAUAUAUAUAUAUAUAUAUAUAUAUAUAUAUGUCCAGGGGGAAGUUCUUUUAUAAAGAUUUUUAAAAAAUUCUUCAACUGGCAGAGGAUAGACCAGUAUCCUUCGAUCAUCUGCACUUUAUUUGGAAGGAAGCAGAUGCCCACCCGGACAAGUGACUGUUGGCAUCUGACUUUGAUAGGACUAUUGAAGAAGCUGUUCCCUGGAGUUUCUGUGACAGCUGUAAACCAAAGUGUAGCUGCUGUGUCCUCGGGAGCCUCGCCUUACAACUGGUCCCUGCCUGUGGCCCAGUACCACACCUACCUGUACUUCUGGCCAAUCCCAUCAUAGAUCCUAAGGGACUCACUUUAUUCUGCUUCAGGAAAGCAGAUACUACACACCCACAUGUGUGUUUGUCCAUGUAAUUAUCCACAUCACCACACCACCCUGGGGAGUGGUGGGCCGUCCAGGAAAUGUCCACCCGCCUGAGUCUUUGUUCUUUGUUGCCUUACAUUGUGAAGAGAAAGAACCCACCAGAAAAUGUGCACUGCCAGUUUGCAGCUGUUGAGUGAUUGGCUUUCCAUUUUCCUGAGAGAGAGCCUACCUGCCCUGUUUCUGGCCCUGCUCCUCUGUUGGCCUGAGGCAGGUAGCCCUUCCCUAGCCCUGGGAUUGCCUACCUGGGCUUCACUCUCCUGAGCACCUGGACCACAGCUGUACCUGGUGGGUAGUCCUGGUCAGGCUAGCCUGGCCCUCCAGAGCUGACAGGGACUUGGCUUUCCAAGUAUGCCCCUCCCACAGUCUUUCUCUGGAGAAAUAGGGUAAGAUCCUGGGGAUCUAUUCAGCUGCAGCGCCUCCUUUAGGCUGCAGCAGGAACCCAUCCACCUAAUCCUGCUUAGCCCUGCUCUGCACAAACUAGGAGAGACCAACACUGUGACUCCCAGCUGGCAGGUGCCCCGUGUAGCCAUCCAAUUUCCCAGGGAGACACAUAUUCACAAAGCUCAUGUGCCAAGGUGCCCUGCCACGGGAAACCAAACAAUGCCCACCACCCUGGAAACUACUGCUGUCCCUUCUCUGUGGUUUGUGACCACCACCACUGUGCAACUUAGCGCAAGGAAAAGGGUCUGCUCUGUCCCUGCUGUAUAGAUUGCCCUUAAUUAUUGGCCAGGAAGAGAGAGGGGAAAGUAUGCUGCAGAGCUGGGGAAAGGGAGAGUAGGGAGUCAGCAGUGCAGUCCCGAAGGCCCCAGUCUGUCCGCAUGUCAUAGCUGGUUUCAGAGGACUAUGCCCUUGAGGUCCCAUUUGUAGCCAUAGCUGCCUCCUGGCAGAGCCCUCUGCAGGGGAGUACCCAGGGAGCCAUUUCCUGAUGCCUUGCAGUGGGCUGUCCUGGUCUCAGCUUACCUACAUCUGAAGCAAUGCUCCACCAAUGCUCUUCCCUUUCCCAGCUUCAGGGAUCUCAUUUCAGGAAAGGAGAAGGCUGUCAUCGUCUCCGUGCCGACACACGUGUGCCCUUCCUGCUUACGCAUUCCACAAAACACGUGAUUUUGUCUGUCAUAAAAAAAAUCCAAAUUGGCAUGGAAUGUUUGUGUUACACCUGUGCUUAGAAAAAGCCAAUGUUAUUCUUUGCUCAGUAACUUUUAGUUCAGAUAGAUGUUCUGGAGAAGGAAGAGGAGACAUGGACAAGGCAUAGAUUCAGGAUGCCCUGUGUUAACAGUGUGGCUCUGUUUAACAGACACACAUAGUGUAACUUGGUGCUUCGUUCUUAGUUUUCCCCUUAGGUCCCUUCUACUGGAAGUUCCUCAGGAUGUCUUUCUCAGGAAAUAUUUUAGGAGAUGAGGUAAGGGGUGGGCAGUCUGAGAGACCAGCUAUGUGAAAUGUCCCAGCAUAGCUCUGCCAUGACCAUGUGGUUGUUACGUGCCAUAAAUGUAAAUAAUAUAGAGUUGAAGGUAACACCUCUCGUCCGGCAUCUUAAAAUACUGUGCUUCCAACCCUGGCUUAAAGGAUGGGUCUUUAAGGGGUUAAAUCAGAGUCAUAUGUUGGUGUGUGUGUUCCCAGCAGGGCAAAGAAAGGUUUAAAUUAAGGAAUUAAUUUAUUUUCCCUCCUGGCCCCCUCUCCAUCUACUUUGCGUAUAACUUCAGACUUCCUGAAAUUAUCGUUUUGGUUGUAAAUUGAAUAUCAACUGUUUUUUUUCCAAAAUGCUUAAGCAUCAAUUUCUGAAAGGAAGUCAAAAAUCAUAAGCAGGAUUCUUUAAAGUCUCUGUGUCUCAGUGUUUUACCAGGCAGAGUUGAAGUGGGAACGGUGUGGAGGAGCGUUUGCAGAAGAAAUGUCAUGUUGCAGAAAACUGUGUCACACAACUGAAGACAAUAAAUGUUUAUUUCAUUUCUUGAA